This is a messenger RNA of Lathyrus oleraceus (garden pea), 2161 nucleotides long. RefSeq names its product serine/threonine-protein phosphatase 7 long form homolog. The record is from RefSeq and is a predicted model, not a curated record. Gene Ontology annotation, biological process: meristem maintenance; meristem development. The coding region runs from base 741 to 1793 and encodes 350 amino acids. The transcript has 5 exons. Lineage: Eukaryota; Viridiplantae; Streptophyta; Magnoliopsida; Fabales; Fabaceae.
GAUUACAAGGAAGCGGGUUGGUUGGUAUGAAGAAAGGUUUCAGAAGGAAGUGUUGGAAGGGUUUUUUGCUGGCAGUUCUCCCUAAUAUGCUUGACGUUUCUCGCCGUAGCUCAAUCCCUGCCUUCCUUACUUCAAUUGUGAGCUUGUUUUGGUGACUGUUUUGACCAACUUCAACUAGACAUUAGUAUACCGGCGAACUUUUCAUCAACAAACCUACGUUCUACAUUGCAAUCAUGUCUCUUCUUACCAUGGGCCAAGAACACAGAGGCACUAGGGCGAACAUUGCCUCAUUCAAUCCCAAGAAAUUUCGUCAACUUUCACACCCUAUGGCUUAUCCAGACCCAUGGUGCGUACCUUACAUAGAGCGUGCGGGGUUCGGUCAUGUUAUGCAUGUGGUAAAUACCACAAUUGAUGUGAAAUUAUUCUUGCUUUGUGUGAACGUUGGAGACCGGAGACACACACUUUUCACCUACCAACUGGUGAAUGUAUCGUCACACUAGAGGACGUGUACAUGCUUUUGGGUCUUCGAAUAGAUGGUAAGCCUGUGACUGGAAAUGUUCAACAGUCCAACGAACUAUGUGUUCAAAUGUUGGGCGUAGAUCUAGUCGAGGGUGAGGGAUCUGUGAAAGCAAGGGGCCAGGGUAUUAAACUAUCGAGCCUCCAAUUCUACCACGACGUUAUAAUUUUGACUGAGGAUUCGUCCGAACAAGAAAAAAAUAAUAAAAACAAGGUUUUACAUUAUGUUAUUAUUUGGGAACUUGCUAUUUCCCGAAGGCACGGGAAAUAGCAUAAACUUUAUGUACUUGAGUUUGCUCGAGGACAUAUAUAGAAUAAGCACGUAUAAUUGGGGUUCUGCUGUAUUGGCUUUCCUAUAUAGUUCUUUGUGUAAAAAUGCACAAAAUGACCACUGUACAUUUUCUGGAUGUGCUUUUUUGCUCCAAACAUGGGGGUGGUGGAGAUUGCCGAGACUAGCCCUCGAAAAUCCUAACGUCUACUCCUUCCCCUACGCAACUAGGUUCAUUGCAACUGGACUAGAUUACAGUCUUAUCCCAAAAAAUAAAAUAAUAUUUUAUCGUCAACUCUUGGAUCGUCUCCGAGCACAAGAUUUUAUUUGGAGACCAUAUUUGGGAUUGGAACAUCAACCCAACCCCGAAGAUGCAACUGUUUGGACAACAAUAAUGGCUAUCAUGCGGUUCAUCAUUGUGGAGAUGCACCAAAGUGACCGUGUCAAACUGCAAUUCGGAAUGCAUCAAGAAAUCCCAGGCCCCCCAAUGUCUUUGGAACCUUUGCAUCUUAAAAAAGUCAGCCACCAGUGGUAUGUCCAAAAUUGGAAGGCAUUUGCAAAGGAGUUCCGUAAAAUGUGGAAAGAGCGUGCCCACUAUGUUCUACAAUUUCUGGUGGCGCCCAACGAAAUGAAGCCGACAAAGGAAUAUGUGGAUUGGUAUAGAGCAAAUACAAAUCCAGAAAUGAUUGUGUCUGACCCGUUCUAUUUGGACGAUCCCCGAAUGCAACAACCAUAUCUCCAACAACAACAACCACCACAAUAUUCCCAACAACAACCACCACAAUAUUACCAACAACAACCACCACCACCGUAUUACCAACAACAACCACCACCACCGUAUUACCAACAACCACCACCACAACACAUGUCCACCCCCCAACCAAAUCAACAUUACAUACCACAAACUCAACCUCAAUAUCAUGAAGAUUACCAACACCAACCUCAACAUUCCCACCACCAUCAACAGUCCCAACAUCUACCACAAACUCAAUCCCCCCACCAACACUAAUCCCAACACUUCCAUCACGACAAUGUCCCGGGCUCUUCCAGUCCUCCACUUAGCCCCAACACAGGUAUACAAGAGGAUUACCAACUAGACUACUACAUCGUUCUUUAGCCAACCCGAUUCAACCCUUAACUACCAAAUGCCACAUUUUGAGGGCGCAUCCAACAUGAGUCAGUUUGUCCCACCGAGACAAAGCUUUGAGGGCGCAGAGGGCACCCGUCUUUCCUACAACAUUGGAGGGACUUCGACCCAACCACAAUGGCAAAGGGCAAGGGGACGCGUUAGGACUAGGGGUGGGAAUAGGGAAGCACCACCACCGCGUGAGCCGUCUAGACGAGUAGUUAGACCUCCCUCGUGCGGAUCGUACUAGA